AUGUGGGCCCCAGUAGCGGGGCUUCCCGCACGGCUGACCUUUUCAGUCUUUACCGGUGCUGGUCGCUUUUAUGUUUUGGGGUCCGGAAUGGCGACGCGGAACGACUUACUGGAGGUCCCUCACAGAGGCUUGUCUGACUCUCGCCCGCUGCCGUUGCCUUGCCCUGAUAUCGAGGAAUCAUCUUCGUGGGUGUCUAAGUGUCGUUUAGACCACAAGCGUUAUGUAACCAAUCGGAGAUUGGCUGAGAGCUUGGCGCAGAUCCUGCAAAGGAAACAAAAAACUCCCCAGCUAGUCCUGGAGUGCAAUCCUGGUCCUGGAAUCCUGACCCAAGCAUUACUUAAAACUGGUGCCAGAGUGGUUGCCCUUGAAAGUGACAAAACUUUUAUUCCACAUUUGGAGUCCCUAGGAAAAAAUCUGGAUGGACAACUAGAUGUGGUCCACUGUGACUUCUUUAAAUUGGAUCCUAGAAAUGGUACUCUAGUACGACCACCUAUUAUGAUUUCACAGAUGCUUUUUCAGAAUUUGGGGAUACAAGCACUUCCUUGGUCAGCAGGUAUCCCUUUAAAAGUAAUUGGAAUCUUUCCAAUCAAAAGUGAAAAAAAGGCACUGUGGAAACUUAUAUAUGACCUAUAUUCCUGUACUUCUAUAUAUAGAUAUGGACGAGUAGAAUUAAAUAUGUUUAUUACUGAAAAGGAAUAUCAGAAACUAAUGGCAAAACCCAAAAAUACAAACUUGUAUCAAGCAUUAAGUGUCCUAUGGCAAGUAGCUUGUGACAUUAAACUUCUGCGCAUGGAACCUUGGUCAUCAUUUGAUUUCUAUACCCAAAAUGGGCAGCUGGAAAAAACAAAGACAAAGCACAGGGAGUUAUCAGAACUCAUACAACAGAACCUGUAUUUUAUUCGAAUGACUCCUCGUAGAAAGUUAUUUACAGAAAACUUAACACCUAUUAACUUUGAUAUAUUUUUUCAAAUGUUAAAGCAAUGUUUUGGGAAGCGCAAUGCCAAGCUAGCAGACCAUUUACAUUCAUUAAGUCCAGUUGAUGCAAAGGAUAUAUUGAUGCAAAUAAGAAAACAUGAAAAUAUGAAAAUAAGUAAUAUGUGCCCCGAGGACUUUAAACGUCUUUUUGAAACUAUAGAGUGUUCCAAAGAUUAUACCUAUAAAUGGCUGUGUGAUGAUAGCAUAUAA
Chrysochloris asiatica (Cape golden mole) is the source of this 1185-nucleotide messenger RNA. RefSeq names its product transcription factor B2, mitochondrial (gene TFB2M). Gene Ontology annotation, biological process: rRNA methylation; transcription initiation at mitochondrial promoter. Gene Ontology annotation, molecular function: mitochondrial transcription factor activity; rRNA (adenine-N6,N6-)-dimethyltransferase activity. The coding region runs from base 1 to 1185 and encodes 394 amino acids. The transcript is spliced from 8 exons. NCBI's taxonomy places the organism in Eukaryota, Metazoa, Chordata, Mammalia, Afrosoricida, Chrysochloridae. Gene Ontology annotation, cellular component: mitochondrial matrix. The record is from RefSeq and is a predicted model, not a curated record.